AUGGAGCUCACAUUCAUGACUGAAAUCGGACAGACGUUCGUCGUUGAGAUCGACCCGAACAUGGAGCUCGAGAACGUCAUGGCCUUGCUCGAGGCCGAGUCCUCAAUACCAGUACAAGAGCAAUCGAUAUCAUACAAUGGCCGCGAGCUGAGCAACGCGAAAGCUACGAUCCGCGAGCUGGGCGUACAGGGGGAGAACGCGAUGCUCCUCCUCCGGCGAAAAGUCGUCAGUGCUGCAGGAGGAUCAAUCGAACAGGACGCUGAAAUGAUGCGUCUGCAGAUAUUAGGGGACCCAGCUCUAAUGGCCCAACUACAAGAUACCCAACCCGAGCUCGCCGCCGCCGCCCGAUCCAACUCCGCGCGGUUUGCGGAGCUUUUGCGACAGACUCGCGACCGGCACGUCAAUGCAGAGCGCGAGAUUGAGCGACUGAAUGCAGACCCAUACGACGUCGAUGCGCAGCGCAAGAUCGAGGAGGCGAUACGCCAGGCGGCUGUUGCGGAGAACAUGGAGCACGCGAUUGAGUACUCGCCCGAAUUCUUUGGCAGGGUCACAAUGCUUUAUAUUCCUGUGGAGGUGAACUCGCAUCCUAUCAAGGCUUUCGUGGACUCAGGAGCUCAGCAAACGAUCAUGAACCCUGAAACGGCAGAAGCAUGUGGAAUCAUGCGCCUUCUAGACACCAGAUUUGCAGGCGUCGCUCGUGGUGUCGGCACCGCUAAAAUUCUUGGUAGGGUACACAUGGCACAACUCAAGCUCUCCGAUGUAUUCCUCCCUUGCUCAAUCACUGUCAUGGAGGGACGUGAUGUCGAUCUCUUGCUAGGACUUGACAUGCUCAAAGCACAUCAGGCAUGCAUCGAUCUCGAGAAAGGCGUCCUGCGUAUUCAAGGUCGUGAAGUCAAGUUCCUCUCAGAGCACGAACUCCCUGACAAAGCGCGCGACCUCGAACUGCCAGAGCAGGUCGACGCUGCCACAUUAGGCUCAGGAUCUGCCUCUUCUUCAUCUGGCGCCGCCCCACAUGCCAGCAGAAAUGCGCCCUCGUUCCCUGGAGGUGGAAGGACGCUUGGAGCGGCUCCCUCAGGUGGCAUGGCCUCGCCACAGAGAACAGCUCCCCAGCAGCAGCAGCAACAGCGGACGACGAACUAUCCCGAGCAGAGCAUUUCGAUAUUGAUGGACCUCGGUGCACCACGCGAACUCGCCAUCAGCACGCUAGACGCUGCAGGUGGUAAUGUCGAUGUCGCUGCCUCUCUGUUGUUCUAG
Molecule: messenger RNA, 1254 nt
Organism: Psilocybe cubensis
Lineage: Eukaryota; Fungi; Basidiomycota; Agaricomycetes; Agaricales; Agrocybaceae
Exons: 8
Coding region: 1-1254 (417 amino acids)
Biological process (GO): proteolysis
Molecular function (GO): protein binding; aspartic-type endopeptidase activity
Source: RefSeq, a predicted model, not a curated record